This is a messenger RNA of Puccinia triticina, 1014 nucleotides long. RefSeq lists its product as uncharacterized. Gene Ontology annotation, molecular function: protein serine/threonine phosphatase activity. Gene Ontology annotation, cellular component: FAR/SIP/STRIPAK complex. The record is from RefSeq and is a predicted model, not a curated record. The transcript has 9 exons. Gene Ontology annotation, biological process: peptidyl-serine dephosphorylation. NCBI's taxonomy places the organism in Eukaryota, Fungi, Basidiomycota, Pucciniomycetes, Pucciniales, Pucciniaceae. The coding region runs from base 1 to 1014 and encodes 337 amino acids.
AUGUCGUUCAGUCUGGAUGAAUGUAUCGAGAAACUCCUCACGAAACAACUGCUGGUCGAGGCCUUGAUCAAAGAAAUAUGCGAGAAAACAAAAGAGCUCUUGAUGAGGGAAAGCAAUGUCGUUCACAUCUCUGCACCUGUGACGGUCGUAGGUGACAUACAUGGACAGUUUUACGACUUGAUCGAAAUCUUUCGGAUCGGAGGAUUUUGUCCAGAUACUAAUUAUUUAUUCCUGGGUGACUACGUUGAUCGGGGACUCUUCAGUGUAGAAACGAUCUCACUAUUAACUUGCCUGAAGCUUCGAUAUCCGGACCGAGUUCAACUAAUCAGAGGGAAUCAUGAAUCGAGAGCCGUCACUCAAACGUAUGGUUUCUAUGCAGAAUGUGUCAGGAAAUACGGCAGCCCAAGCGUGUGGACUUACUUCACAGAUAUGUUUGAUUUCUUAACGCUGUCGGUGGUAAUUGAAGAUCGGAUAUUUUGUGUGCAUGGUGGUUUAUCGCCCUCCAUUCACUGCAUCGACCAAAUCAAAGUCAUUGAUCGGUUUCGAGAAAUUCCUCACGAGGGACCGAUGGCAGAUUUGGUCUGGUCGGAUCCCGAUCCAGAUAAGGAGGAUUUUGCUAUUUCACCCAGAGGUGCUGGGUAUACUUUUGGGGCACAAGUAGUGAAAAAGUUCCUAACAAUCAACGACAUGCACCACAUCCUACGAGCACACCAGCUAUGCAUGGAAGGCUUUUCGGUGCUGUAUGAUGACAGAUUAUCGACAGUCUGGAGCGCACCGAACUACUGUUAUCGAUGUGGGAACAUGGCCUCGAUCUUGGAAAUCGGGCCGGAUGGCCACAAACACUUUAAUGUCUUCGAUGCCGCACCUGAAAACGAGCGCGAUGGUCCCCAGCAGCAGAUGCAACUUCAACAACAACAGCAGCAGCUUCAGAUGCAGCAUCAACAGAAUAACGGAGGACAGGAUACCGCAAUGUCUAAUCCUUAUAUGCUACCUCAGGUGGAAUACUUUUUGUAA